Capsicum annuum is the source of this 2296-nucleotide messenger RNA. Its product is annotated as BOI-related E3 ubiquitin-protein ligase 1. Bases 1059 to 2096 code for a protein of 345 amino acids. Gene Ontology annotation, molecular function: ubiquitin-protein transferase activity. The transcript has 4 exons. The record is from RefSeq and is a predicted model, not a curated record. NCBI's taxonomy places the organism in Eukaryota, Viridiplantae, Streptophyta, Magnoliopsida, Solanales, Solanaceae.
AUAUACUCUACUAACUAGCAAGUUUUCAUCUACCAUCAAAAUUUUGGCACUGCAUAUCUACCAACUUAAAAUCUUUUUUUUUUUUUCAUUUCAUUUGUCGUACUUAUUUAAAAUAGAUGAACCAAAAUAAUUGUCAUAUCAAAAGAUUAAGAUAGAAUUAUUUGUUACAUUAAGUUCUCUAAAUAAAGCAUGACAAGCACCCGGGGGAGUAAUACUACUUUUCUUGGGGUCAACUACGGUAGUGUAUGGAUGGUGCAAAAAUACCAUAAAUCUUGGGGAGGAAAAGGUGAAAAGCGUUUUACCUUAAAACAAGUGAAAGUUAAAAAGGAUAAUACCAACAAGUAUUGAAGUAAUGGAUUAGAAAAGGAAGAGAUUAAUGAGAAACACGAGUCCCUCGGUGUGUUGAAAGAAAAGCCAAAAAACAAAGCCCACGCGAAAGAACAAGAGAAGGAAGAGCAAGGAAACAAGGAACCACAAUUAGAGGGGCUCUCUCUUUGGACUCAUUCGCUUUGAUCGCAUCUCCUUCACUCUCUCUCUCCCAUAUGCUUCAAUAAAGCAUUUUAGCAUAGCAAAUCAAGGCGAAGCAAUCAAGUAAAAAGAUAAUAAAUAAAAGCAAAAGUUUCUUAGGUGGAAACAAAGUGUGGUGCAUCAUGGUCAUGUGUUGGUAUUCUUGAAAAUUGGGUUGAGUUUGGCUUCUUCUUCUCCAGCACAAAAAAAAAAAAAGAUAAUUCAUUCAACUCCCAAAUUUCCUCUUUAAACACCUCUCUUUCUUUCUUUCUCUCAAGAAUCAAAAAAGAAAAAAAAGUUUCUUUCUUGUCCUUGAAUACUUGUAUUCUUUUUUCACUUCUUGAUAUUUCCUUUGGUUGGUCAUUGGAAAAAGGCUUCCAUAGUUUGUGGCAUCUUCUUCUCCCCUUCAUGUUGUUUAUGUGUUUGCCUUAAUUUGGCCUUUCCUUUCUCACCACUCUUUAUCAAUCAAAAUCUCUCUUCAUUGCCAUCAUAUACCCUUAAUUUCUCCAUAUAUUAACCUUUCUGUUUUUGAUCAUAUACUUCAUUCUUCAAUGGCCGUUCAAGCUCAAUACCCAUCAAAUGUUCACCUUUUCAACAGAAGUGUACAAGAACGAAAGAGUCCACUUGGCAAAGAUGAUUAUUCGUUGCAACCUCAACCUGGUGGAGGAUCAAUUCUUGAUCACACACAAAUGCUAUUCAAUCCAGGAGCUGGCUCUAAUCGUUCGUGCAAGAGACGAAGAGAAAUUAGCGCCCAUACUGGUACAACAACAGCGAUGAAUGCAUUAGUCUCAUUUCAAUCUCAGCCGCAGGUCAUUGACCUUACUCAACUCCAGACGCAUCCCCAGCAUCAACCAAAUGUCGUCUCCACCGGCCUCCGUUUAGCUUCCGGAGAACAGCUACAACAAUACCAACAGCACCAAUUACAACAACAGUAUCACCAUCAACAACAUUCUCUUUCUCCUCAGUCUUCCCAAUCAUCGGCCUUCUAUUCCAUAUUAUCAGAAGAUAUGUCCACAAUUAUCAAACAACAUCGCGAUGAAAUUGAACAAUUCCUCCAUGUUCAGAGAGAACAAUUGAGGCGUACAUUAGAGGAACAAAGGCGGACACACUAUCGUGCACUGCUCGGAACCGCUGAAGAAUCAAUGGCGAGGCAGUUGAAGGAAAAGGAAGCCGAGGUGACAAAAGCGGCUCGGCGCAACGCCGAAUUAGAAGCCCGUGCAGCGCAGCUGAGUGCGGAGGCGCAAGCGUGGCAGGCAAGGGCAAGAGCGGAGGAAUUCACCGCCGCAACGCUGCAGGCACAGCUGCAGCAGGCGAUCGUAAAUGGCGGAGGUUGCGACGGAGAUGUCGCCGGCAGCGGCGGCGGUGGUGGCUCCGGUGAAGCGGAGGAUGCUGAGUCGGCUUACAUUGACCCGGACAGAGUUGUUGAGUCAACCGGGCCGAGUUGUAAGGCGUGCCGGAAGCGAGUUGCAUCGGUGGUGCUGUUGCCGUGUAGGCAUUUGUGUGUGUGUACAGAUUGUGAUGGUGUGGUGCAAGCUUGUCCACUUUGUCUCUCUGUUACAACAUCAAGUGUUGAGGUUUUCUUUUGUUAGAAGCCCAAUUCUAGGCCCAUUUUCUUUGAAGCCCAGGCCCAAAUAUUAUGAACUGAGAACAGAGUUUCUAACUAAUGUAUGUAUGCAAUGGUAUUUGAAGUAAAAAAGAAAAAAAAUUAAAAGAAAAUGCAAAGAUAAUAAUCAAUUAUAUUUUUCAAAUUUAUGAAAAAGGCCUGUAUCAAAGGUUAUUUUUCUCUUUU